AUGCAUCCACUAGGUCCCGGAAGGAGUCUCAACAAUGCAAGGCUCGUCGACCCCCUUAUCAACUUUGACGUCAUCAAGAAACAUCUCGACGUUUGUUCUAAGGUUCAUGGAGAUGCCUGCCAACCUUUCCGCAGUCAAGAGCUCUCUACAACAAAGAUGAUCGACGUCUUAUCUCGCAAGGUGGUCCCCUACCCACCUGAUUGCGAAUACAUGGCGCUGAGUUAUGUCUGGGGACAGGUCCACCCGCAAGAUGGGGCGCUAGAGUCCGGAACACUCCCAGCCACAAUCGAAGACGCCAUAACAGCGACAAAGAAAUUGGGCAUGCGACCAAUCAACGAACCCAACCCCGAACAGGCCAUCGCGAAACAGACGCAGCUCAAGAUGAUGGACAGGAUUUACGCGGGUGCGGCUCUCGUGCUUUUGCCGUAUCCGGGAGAGAUUCGAAUACGGGCUUACCCGGACUCUCCAUGA
This is a messenger RNA of Parascedosporium putredinis, 471 nucleotides long. Lineage: Eukaryota; Fungi; Ascomycota; Sordariomycetes; Microascales; Microascaceae. The record is from the annotation of a GenBank genome assembly.